Messenger RNA from Helianthus annuus (common sunflower), 1953 nucleotides. Its product is annotated as xanthotoxin 5-hydroxylase CYP82C4. Lineage: Eukaryota; Viridiplantae; Streptophyta; Magnoliopsida; Asterales; Asteraceae. Gene Ontology annotation, biological process: defense response to other organism. Gene Ontology annotation, molecular function: iron ion binding; heme binding; monooxygenase activity. Bases 189 to 1745 code for a protein of 518 amino acids. The record is from RefSeq and is a predicted model, not a curated record. The transcript is spliced from 2 exons.
CAUGGGAUACACUAUCAUCAACCAAAUGUAUUUGCAUACACAGCCUCACUUGAUUAAUAUGUUUACCAAAUAUCCAUCACUAUCAUCAACCAAAUAUCUUUGCUUGCACAGGGUUGAUAUAUCUCGACUAUAAAUAUAUGUCAAGUGUUGAUCAUGUUAGCACAUAAACAUAAUAAAACCAUAUCAACAUGGAAUUCUUUCCACAAUUUCUACCAUUUUUAGGGCUUUUGCUUUCUGUUCUGAUCUUUCGUUACAAAACAACAAAGAAAAGAAAAACUAUCAAACUAGCAGCUCCAGAACCAUCAGGAGCAUUGCCUUUUGUGGGUCACCUUCACCGUCUUCACGCUCCAGAGCCCGUCGCAAGGAUACUAGCAAAAAUGGCAGAUGAUUAUGGGCCGAUUUACUCUUUAAGGCUCGGUAGCCAACGAGCCAUGGUUGUGAGCAGUUGGCAGAUGGUCAAGGAGUGCUUCACCACCAAUGACAGAUGUUUUGCAUCCAGGCCUAGUAUGGCAGUUAGCCGUUACAUGGGCUAUAAUAGUGCGGUUUUUGCACUCGCGCCAUAUGGACCAUACUGGCGAGAGAUAAGAAAGAUGGUCAUUUUAGAGCUUUUAACGAGCCAACGGAUUGAAAAGCACAAGAAUGUUCGUGACUCUGAGGCGAAAUACUUGGUUAACGAGUUCUACUCAUUAAUCCUGAAGAACGGACCCCGAAAAACGGUAGUGAACAUGACCAAGUGGUUCGAGCAUGUAACGUUUAAUAUCAUUGUACGAAUGUUAGCUGGAAAAAGGUUUUCUAGUGGUUGUAGUGAUGGGGGUAAUAAUGAAGACUUAAAGGUGAAAGAAGCCAUAAAGAAAGGGUUGUACUUAAGUGGAGUUUUUGUUGUGUCCGAUGUUAUUCCAAGUCUUGAAUGGAUGGACAUUGGAGGGCAUGUGAAAGCUAUGAAGCAAGCAGCAAAAGAGCUUGAUUUGGUCUUUGGAAAGUGGGUUGAUGAACAUGUUGAGAAGCGUAAAGAGUGUGAUAGCGAUAAAGAUUCAGAUUUCAUGGAUGUGAUGCUAUCGACGCUUUCGAAAGAUGUUGAAUUGUUCGAGCACGGUCGUGAUACCAUCAUCAAGGCAACAACACUGAUUCUCAUCUUAACUGGCUCAGAAAGCACAGCUGAGACACUCACAUGGGCACUCUCAUUGUUACUAAACCACCCUCACAUCCUAAAGGCUGCCCAGCAAGAGCUUGACAUCCAUGUAGGAAGAAACAAAUGGGUGGAAGAAUCAGAUACCAAAAACCUAACCUAUCUACAAGCUAUAGUAAAAGAAACACUCAGAAUGUACCCACCCGGUCCAUUAGCCGGACCACAUCAAGCCAGCGAGGACUGCAAUAUCGGUGGAUACCACACGCCCAAAGGGACUCGUUUAAUAGUGAACUUAUGGAAGCUACAUCGCGAUCCACAAGUGUGGUCGGAUCCAAACGAGUUUAAACCCGAGAGGUUUCUUGAGGAACACGCAAACAUAAAUUAUUCGGGUCAGAAUUUUGAAUACAUUCCGUUUAGUUCUGGAAGGAGAAUGUGUCCUGCAAGUUCAUUUGCUUUGGAAGUGAUCCACUUGACACUUGCUCGGUUGCUUCAAGGGUUUGACUUGUCAACGCCAAUGGGGAAGCCUGUGGAUAUGAGUGAAGGGUUAGGAAUUGCAUUGCCGAAAGUGAAACCACUUGAUGUGAUCAUCACUCCAAGGCUUUCUCAAGAUCUCUAUUAAAACAUAGGGUUGUAUGAAAAAAACAAAAUCCUAGCCAGUUACUUGUGCUAUAUAUGGAUUUGUUCCUAAUAUAUAAUUGUUGAAAGUUAUAUUAUAACUAGAAAUAACACAUGCGCGCGUUGUGGCGCGAGUAGAUCGCAAACAUCGAAUGCAUUAGUCCAAACGUUAUGUGAUGCUUUAACCAUAUGAAAACACGCGUUUCGACGUA